Molecule: messenger RNA, 981 nt
Organism: Diplodia corticola
Lineage: Eukaryota; Fungi; Ascomycota; Dothideomycetes; Botryosphaeriales; Botryosphaeriaceae
Product: er to golgi transporter yif1
Exons: 5
Coding region: 1-981 (326 amino acids)
Biological process (GO): endoplasmic reticulum to Golgi vesicle-mediated transport
Cellular component (GO): COPII-coated ER to Golgi transport vesicle; Golgi membrane; endoplasmic reticulum-Golgi intermediate compartment
Source: RefSeq, a predicted model, not a curated record
AUGCAGCGCCCGACAUACGCGCCCGCGCACUCGCCGCCGCUGCACCAUCCGGUGCCCCAGCACAUCAGCCAGGUCCCGAACCUUCGCAGUCCUCCGCCGCCGCAAGCGCAACAGCAAGCCCAGGCGAACUCAUAUGGAUACCCGCAACAACCCCAGCCCCAAGGCGCCCCGGGCUUCAUGCAUCCGGCAUUCGGGGGCAUCAUGAACGACUCGACCGCGCAGAUGGGCUUCCAGGUCGGCAAGAGCGCCGUCAUGGCCGGCCAUGAGUAUAUGGAGCAGAACUUUAACCGCUACGUCAACGUCAGCGCCCUGAAGCGCUACUUCAACGUCAGCAACUCUUAUGUCGUUAACAAGCUCUACAUCGUACUGUUUCCCUGGCGCCACCGGCCGUGGGUGCGUCAGAACCAGGAUGGCUUCUUCCUGCCACCGCGCGAAGAUAUCAAUAGCCCGGAUAUGUACAUUCCAGUCAUGGCCUUUGUGACUUAUAUCCUUCUCUCCACACUCCUUGCCGGUAUUCGCGGCGCUUUCCACCCAGAGCUGCUUGGACUGACAGCCACCACCGCCUUCGUUGUCGUCACAUUUGAGAUUUUGGGCCUGAAGCUUGGAUGCUACCUCCUCAGCAUUAGCAACGAAUCGCAGCUGCUCGACCUGGUAGCCUACUCCGGUUACAAGUUUGUUGGCGUCAUCGUCACUCUCGUCGUGGCCGAGAUCUUUAACAGAGGCGAGGGUACUGGCGGCAUGAUCGGCUGGACUAUUUUCCUCUACACCUUCUUUGCGAAUGCCUUCUUCUUGCUCCGCUCGCUGAAGUAUGUCCUUCUCCCGGAACAGUCCCCCAACACCAGCAGCGGGGCCAGCUACACAGUAGCAAGGGCACAGCGCAACCGCCGCACCCAGUUCCUCUUCAUCUACUCGUACAUUGUCCAGUUUGUCUUCAUGUGGAUCCUCAGCCGCCAAGAUUCCAGCAGUGUCAAGGCUGCCUAG